AAAAUGUCAAUGGAGAAAGUGGCGCCUGUGGCCAGUCAGGCUCAGGGGACCCAUUACACCAUGGCAGACUCUUCCUUACAAACCGAUAGUACUAACUUGAUCGUUGCUCAUCACGCAAUUGAACGUAUCGGAAUGGGUCGAUACCAGUGGCAGCUACUUGUCACGUGCGGUUUUGGAUUUCUCGUUGACCAAAUGUUACUUGUUUCAAUCAGUAUAAUCACUCCGAACACAGCAAAAGAAUUCGGACCUGCUCAUGCCACCUUGCUGUCCGCAUCUUUGUACGCGGGGUUGCUAGUUGGUGCCAUAUUAUAUGGUGUGGCUGCUGACUAUAUGGGACGGAAGCUGGUCUGGCAAUUAUCUAUAUAUGGGGUGUCAGUCAUCACUAUGCUCAGCGCUUCUGCAACCAGCUGGACAGCAGUUAAUGUUUGGAUGACAUUAAAUGGGCUUUUUGCGGGUGGAAAUUUGGCUAUUGAUUUGACGAUUCUCGCCGAGGCUCUCCCUCGGAAAUGGACGUUUCUCCUUACGGGAUUGGCCGCUGUUUGGGGUCUGGGAAAUGCAAUAACAGGAUUGAUUGCUUGGCCACUCGUUGAUAGCUUCUGCUGCCCAAAUGGAGCCACUCCAGAGACUUGCACUCGUGCAGAGAACAUGGGGUGGCGAUAUCUUGAUAUCAUCCUUGGUGGACUCUGUUUAAUCAUGGCCAUCGUUCGCUCUCUCGUUCUAGGAAUGGAUGAAUCGCCAAAGUGGCUGGUCACAACCGGAAAAUUGGAAGAAGCAGUGAAAGUAAUCAAUGCUAUCAGCGCAAAAAACAAAUCUGACUACGUAGUCGACAUUGACAUGUUUUCUACCACACCCGUCCAAAAUAACUCGAAAAAUAACUGGUUGUAUCAGCUAGGUACUGUGAAGCAUCUUUUCUUCGGCCUAAAGCAGGUGCGUUUAAUUAUCUGUUUGGUUUUAUUAUGGGCCCUCGUUGGGAUAGCCUAUCCCCUCUACACUGUUUUUCUGUCGUACUAUCUCGAAGCUCAUGGCGCCAACCUGGGCGACGGCAGCAACUACCAAACUUAUCGUGACUGGGCGAUUUCAUCCGUCGUCGGUAUAUUUGGUCCGGUACUAAGUGCAUAUUUGGUCCGAGUUCCUUUUCUGGGACAUCGCUGGUCUCUCACAAUCACCGGGUGUAUUUGCGCGGUGUUCGCCGGAGCCUUCACAUCUGUCAAGACAGAGGGUCAAAAUAUUGGCUUUUCAUGCAUGAUAAAUUUUUGGUUGAAUGCCUUGUAUGCUAUUAUAUAUGCAUACACCCCGACCGUUUUCAAAACAGAACAUCGCGCGAUCGCGUGCGGUUUACUCUUAGCCUGCGGGCGGUUAACCUCCUUGUCAUCUCCAUUUAUUGCGACAUACGUUGAUGUGACAUCUCCGGUACCUCUCUGGAUCUCAUGUGCGUUUUAUGUCGCCAUUGGAAUUAUUGCUCUCGCGCUGCCGUUUGAGCCGUCGAAGUUGAAUGAUUUAUCUACCGAGGAGCAAUUAGGUUGAUAAUGUAUGUAGAAUAAAAUUAUUUGGUCUACUUCUGUUGGGUAAGGUAGAAUAUCGUCUCUGACGUGACUUGAUUUAGGGCUAGGGUUAGG
Messenger RNA from Talaromyces proteolyticus, 1616 nucleotides. Its product is annotated as major facilitator superfamily domain-containing protein. The transcript has 6 exons. Gene Ontology annotation, molecular function: transmembrane transporter activity. The coding region runs from base 4 to 1524 and encodes 506 amino acids. Gene Ontology annotation, biological process: transmembrane transport. Lineage: Eukaryota; Fungi; Ascomycota; Eurotiomycetes; Eurotiales; Trichocomaceae. The record is from RefSeq and is a predicted model, not a curated record.